This is a messenger RNA of Salvelinus sp. IW2-2015, 1997 nucleotides long. RefSeq lists its product as uncharacterized. The record is from RefSeq and is a predicted model, not a curated record. Gene Ontology annotation, cellular component: membrane. Lineage: Eukaryota; Metazoa; Chordata; Actinopteri; Salmoniformes; Salmonidae.
AUGUCCCAGGGUUCUCCACAGUCCCAGGGUCGGCUACGGGAACCCCACUGCACCCAUGAUAAUGACGCUGGGGUGAAAUGUUCAGGUGCACUGUUGAUGCCCACCCUGUCCCUGCUCUCCCCUCACACCGUCUUAUCUCCCGGGGAGGCGGUUCGCUUCAGCUGUACUGUGGUACCGGGCCACCACCUGAAUUACUUCAACCUGUCUACGAGGGGCAUAGACACCCCGUUGAUGACUCGGUGGGUGACCUUUGCCCAGUCCAGGGUGGAGUUUACUCUGUCAAUCCUGAAGACUACUCAACAGGGCAGCUAUAGCUGUCUGUACGGGAUCAAGGGUAUCUCUCCCUCCUCCUCCACGCUCACCUCUCCACCCAGCAACUUUAUCAACAUCACUGUGGUGGAGCUGCUCACCCCUCUGCACUGGUACAACACGUCCACCGAGGCUCCCACAGGCUCUGUCAUCAAAGGCCACAGCUUCAACAUCACCUGCUUCACUGAGAAGCAGUAUCCUGGAGGUUCCUUCCAGCUGCGUCUGAUCCGCUCCAACGACAUGGUACACCAGUCGCUGCCCGCCCUCACUCCCGCUGUCACCUUCAGCUUCUCAAACGCACAGCUCUCCAACGAGGGCUACUAUUACUGCCUCUAUAUGGUCCAGCUUGACGGGAGAACCUUCGUGUCCCGGGAGAGCCAACCGCUCCAUGUCUCCAUCAGAGACCCAGACCCAGUGUUGAGCCCUAUGGUGAUCAGCUGCCUAGCUUCUGCUCUGGCCUUCCUCGUGGCUCUCGUCGUCGUCAUCGUCAUCAUCAUCGUCGCCAGAGUCAAGCUCUGCAAGAGACAGGAGAACCCCUUGGCGCUAGAGCUAGAGACCAGAACCUGUGUGGACAACACGUACGUUGCCUUGGGAUGAUGAGCUGGGCAGAUAUAUUGGAUAAAGAGAAGGACCAUGUGUUUGUGAGAGAACCAUCAAGAUGGAACCCACAAUGCAGACAUUCCUGAGCUGACAACCUUCCUCAGGGAUGGGUCACAGACAGAGAUAGUGACACAAGACAAGUACCAAAGCACUACGUAGGAGCCAUACACACGACAUCUACUAGAACCUGGUAGAAUCCUGCAUUAGAACAUGACAACACUUGUAGGUAGAUUUGUUAAGCCAUCAUCCAUAUACCAGGCACACUGUAAUGAACACUACAAUCAACUAACUAUAAAAGGACAAUGACUACAAUGACCCUAUUGGACACUUUGGCCUUUUCUAGGCCAGUUCUUAUGCCAAAAAUCAGCUCCAACUGACGAGACUGGACAUGAAUUCGACUGAGCACUAAGUUCCAAUGCCAAUGAUUUUAAUUGUUAAAUGAUGGUUGAAUAAGACUGACGGUCAGUUAAACUAUUUCACUAUUGACGUCAACAAGAGAACAGCGAACACUUGUUGGACUGAAGAAAGAUUAACUUUAAGGCCUCAGCAUACUUCAGUCCGGUUAGCCGAAGUCAGCAACCGAACGAGUGUGGUCAUGUACUCCCUUAAAAGACCUUCGCUUGAAAAACAAGAGGCAGUAGUACGGUUUGUCCAGUUUGAGACGUCGUAGCCAGUAUACACUUCCUCAAAAUAGUCUGAAUUAAUCUAAGAUACAGUAACUCAAGAAAUCUGUAUUUUUGACGUUUUUGCUCAGGAGACUUUAGUCGCGUAAUUUUUACAUCUAACUAAGAUGUUUGGUGCAGUAUUUCGCAAUGGAAAAAAAUGCAUGACAACAUGUCGGGUUGAAGACCGAAAAGCACCCUAUCCCCUCAGCACUCAAAUUAAGUGGACACUUCUGAUGACGUGUCAUGACAACUGACGAGUGUACACUUGGAGGGCGAGGGAGGAAGGAAUGAUUUUUAAAUGGACCGCCCUUGCCCGGAAAUUUGUCACUCGUUCAUCCCAUUAUGAUUGACUAGCUGAUGUCCAUCUCCACUAGAGACUGACUAGCUGAUGUCCAUCUCCAGUAGAGACUGACUAGCUGAUGU